Messenger RNA from Olea europaea var. sylvestris, 1562 nucleotides. Its product is annotated as hsp70 nucleotide exchange factor FES1-like. Bases 89 to 1228 code for a protein of 379 amino acids. The transcript is spliced from 6 exons. NCBI's taxonomy places the organism in Eukaryota, Viridiplantae, Streptophyta, Magnoliopsida, Lamiales, Oleaceae. The record is from RefSeq and is a predicted model, not a curated record. Gene Ontology annotation, molecular function: protein binding.
GUAACAAUUUCUUUUAAAUUUUUGGCUUGCAGAGAAAUUUCUUCUGUUUCUACCGAAUACAUUUGAUAUUCGUCGAUUAGUUAAAAAAAUGGCUAAAGAGACCCCUAAUUGGGAAGGUCUGCUUAAAUGGAGUCUCUCUCACUCUGAUGGCACUGGUUCUGCUCGCAAUUUAAGCGAGGAGGAUAGGAGAUGGUUCAUGGAUGCUAUGCAAGCUCAGAGUGUUGAUGUUAUUAGACGAAUGAAAGAGAUAACUCUUGUUAUGCAAACCCCAGAGCAGGUCCUGGAAUCUCAGGGAGUAACUCCGCAAGAUAUUGAAGGUAUGUUGGAUGAGCUACAAGAGCAUGUGGAGUCCAUUGACAAUGCCAAUGAUAUUCACUCCAUUGGUGGCUUGGUUCCUCUCCUUGGCUAUCUGAAGAACUCCCAUGCUAUCAUCAGAGCGAAGGCUGCAGAAGUUGUAGGUACAAUCGUACAGAACAACCCAAAGAGUCAACAAUUAGUUAUGGAAGCUAAUGGCCUAGAACCACUCUUAUCAAAUUUUACUUCAGAUUCUGAUGUUACAGUCCGUACCAAAGCGCUUGGUGCAAUCUCAUCUCUAAUUAGGCAUAACAGGCCUGGAAUUGCUGCCUUUCGCCUUGCAAAUGGUUAUGCAGCUCUAAGAGACGCUUUAAGUUCUGAGAGUGGCAGAUUUCAGAGGAAAGCUCUUAACUUGGUUCAUUAUUUACUUCACGAGAAUCAUUCAGAUUGUGGUGUAGUAACUGAGUUAGGAUUUCCACGCAUUAUGAUGCACCUGGCAUCAAGCAAAGAUGGAGAAGUCCGUGAAGCUGCACUUCAAGGCCUUCUUGAGCUAACACGCUACAGGUUGGGCAAGGCGGACACUAGUCAAAGUGAAGAAGACGACAAACUGAAGCAAAUAUUACAAGAACGGAUUAAUGGGAUUAGCGAGAUGUCUGCUGAAGACCUAGGUGCUGCCCGAGAGGAAAGGCACCUUGUCGACUCCCUUUGGAGUACCUGCUACAAUGAACCAUCUUCUCUUCGAGAGAGGGGGCUUCUUGCUCUCCCAGGAGAAGAUGCACCUCCGCCAGAUGUAGCCAGUAAGCAUUUUGAGCCUCCUCUUAGAGCUUGGGGUGCAAACCGGAAUCCUGAUGCAAAAUCUAGUACCAAAAAGGAGGAAAAGGAGACGCCGCCAUUAUUACUUGGUCCAGUUCCCUCAUCUGGCAAUGCUUCCUAAUGCAUUUAUGAGAUAUUAGACAAUAAUAAUUUCUAGUUUAUGUUUGCCGUUGUGUCACACCUGGAUAAAAAUGUUUUUGUAUUACUUAAUGGAGGAUGCCUUUCGUCUUCCAUAAAUAGCUCUUUCCUAACAAUGCAAAUGGGAUCUAUUUUCCCUUUUUGGUUCAUCAUCAGUUCCUGUAAUUGUUUUUCUGCUCCUGCGCAUAAGUGGAUGAUUAAGCUACAAAAGCAUAUUUGUGUUGUUUUGUAUUUUUUUUAUUAUAUUGAGACUCUAGACUGAUAAGCGGUCGUAGCUGUUAUGUAGAGGACGAGACACUAUUCUCUGUGUUUGAUUU